Molecule: messenger RNA, 1409 nt
Organism: Aphanomyces astaci
Lineage: Eukaryota; Oomycota; Saprolegniomycetes; Saprolegniales; Verrucalvaceae
Exons: 6
Coding region: 14-1342 (442 amino acids)
Biological process (GO): telomere maintenance via telomere lengthening; regulation of DNA-templated transcription
Cellular component (GO): shelterin complex
Molecular function (GO): telomeric repeat DNA binding
Source: RefSeq, a predicted model, not a curated record
UUCCACUUGAAUCAUGGCUGAAGUGGCGGAAGGAGCGGCGGCGGCGGGACUGUUUGCUGGCAUGGAGUUUGCCAUUUCGGUGCGCAAUGAAGAGGGCAAGCAUGCUCGGGAUCUGAUCGAGGCCAAUGGAGGCACGGUGGUGAGGACGUUGUCGCACUUGCCGCACCAAACUGUGCUCAUGGAGCGCGUCCGUCUUCUCAAACGUGCGCCGAAUUACUUGGCUAUCGAUUACAUCGCCGAGUGCAUCGCGGCGGGGCAGUUGUUGGAUCGCGAACGCUUCAUGCUCACGGCGGAUUGGACCGACACGCCACCGCAUCAACGACGGUUAACGCCUCAUGGCGGCGGGCGCAGGCAAUACACGAACAUCGAGCGCGGCGCCAUGUUGGCCUUUGCUCGGAAUCGCAAGCGCGACAUCAACCAGAAACUACCGCGAGCGUUCUGGGAACUGGCGGCACGAAACCAGGUGACGUCGCACUCGGCCGAAAGCAUGCACGAGCAUUAUCGCAAACAACUGAUCCACAAGACCGCCGCGGAAAAAGAUGCGCUCGUGCAGAUAUACUAUACGAACCUCCUGGCGUCGCAUCGACCGAGUCCACCCCGAGCAGCAGCGCAACCUCCGUCGGCCAAUCUCCCGCCAUCGCCGUCAUCUCCACCGCCGAGGCCAUCCCCGUCAUUGGACACCCUCUUGCCAAAUCUGUUUACCACUGCCAGCUCGAUACCUCAACCACCCGACGUGAUCGACGUCUCGUCGUCGCCUUCCCAGUCGCCGCGACCGAUGCCCCUUGAGGCCCCACCUCUUAACGUUGUCGCAGAAUCGCCAGAUACAGCAUCUCACACGCCACGCGCGCGUUCUUUCACACCUGAACAGUCUUCCACGGGUGCUACCAGACGCACGUCACCACCUUGUACAAGUUCAUCGUCCACAACUUUGCAAAACGUCACCCCCAUCGACCAACUGGCUUCAUCUGCGACACCGGGAGUGAAUACAGCAUUCACGCCGGUGGCCCGAGGAAUUGCCUCAGACGAGCAAGUAGAUCGGAUGACGGAAUUACUCGCCACGACGACGGGCAUGCCACGUCACGUCGUGACCCAUGCAUUGUAUUCGUGCUCGGGCAAUCCCCGCGUCGCGUUCAAGUACCUCCGUGGCCAAAUGCCGUUAGAUUGUUGGACGGAAGACGAAGACGAGUGGAUUUUGAGCCAAUUUGGCGUGCUGCCCAAGUCAUGGAGUCCCGACCUGGUCAAGACCACCAUCAGACAAGUGAUCCACACUCACGGGGGCACCGCGCGGCCGCACACGGUGCAGAUGGUGUGGCAGCGCCUGCAGUUCUUAACCCACGAGUAGCCAUGAUAGUCUUAUUAGUAUCAGAAUAACUAUUGACGUUAUAUAUUGAAACGAGGUUGACAGGUUG